Molecule: messenger RNA, 1999 nt
Organism: Panicum virgatum (switchgrass)
Lineage: Eukaryota; Viridiplantae; Streptophyta; Magnoliopsida; Poales; Poaceae
Exons: 6
Coding region: 1-1575 (524 amino acids)
Molecular function (GO): DNA binding
Source: RefSeq, a predicted model, not a curated record
AUGGCAGAAAAACGAGAAGAAAAGUGUUUGGGAACUUGGGAAUUCUUUCUGAAGCAAGCUGAUGACUGUUUUGCAGUUGUCCUGCCUGAUUCACACGUGGUUGGAGCAGACAAAAGUCGCGGGCUCGCGGCGGCGUCAGGGCACUGGGCGCGGGUAAAAGAAAGCUGCUGCCUUUCCUCCGGUUCCUUCCCAGUGCGUGAAGGUGGAGCAGUGGGAGCAACAGCUACCUUGCCGUGUCCUCCUCCUCUUCCUCUCCUCCUGUCGGCAGCAAUCUCCGGGGAAACCGAGCUCCAUGGGCGCCGCAGCCGGGCCGUAGCGCCGGCCGGCAUAAUUAUUGAUUCUCGUGAGGGCUCUCAUUCUAUAACUCAAAGUGAGAUUGUUCUUGCAAAACCCACUGCCAUGGCUGAUGGCAAGUAUGAGCCUGCUGGAGAGGGGUUGCCUGACGGUUGGUUGAAAGAACGCAGACCUAGAAAGAAUCGAUAUGGAUCUAGAAUCAAGGGUGACAUGUUCUAUAUUGACCCAAUCAAUGGAUAUGAAUUUCGCUCUCUUAAGGAUGUGUACCGCUAUCUUGAAUCUGGAGACAUCAGUCAAUGUGUUACGUUGCCAAACAAGAGAAAAAUUGAGGACCUGCAUACUGCAGGGGACCAAUCUGAUCAUACAGGGAAACCGUCAGAUCAUGCACAACCAGAUACAGCUGUUGAGUCUAAUCAAUAUGAUAUACCAAGAGGUACCAACACACUGAGAAAUGUCCAAAGGGAAACUGUUCGAGUUGAAGCUGCAGAGUCCAAGAGCAUCCAAUCAGGCUCGAUAGAACACACUCCAGGGAAAGCUGAAUCUGUUACCAGAGCUGGAACGAAUGUGGAGCAGAAAACAAAGGAAAAGAAACGCAAAACUAAACCCGUCAAAGGGAUUGCUACACCUCUUCGAUCAUCACCUCGUUUAGCUGCACUGAAGAUUAGCCAGGAAGCAAAUAAUAAUACGCCAAGAGAUGAACCUAGCACACAUUCAGACAUCACCAACCAGUCACAAAAAAAGCAAGUCCAAAAACCUGGGCGAAAGGCCAAUUCCUCUGUACUUUCUGAGAUGAAAGAUGGAACACCUACCGCAAGUUCUUCAGAAAAGUUUGAGGACAAAUACCCUUCAGUUUCCAAUCAAGUUCAAGGAGCAUCAGUCCCGUACUCUUCAGGAGGUGUUGGAUGCCACAAUGCUCCAGCUGAGACACCUGUUCUGCUGCAACAAGUUGGACAAGGUGAAACCUCUGAUAAUAUGUCUGGAUCUGCCCUGUCGACGCUAUUUCGACACGUCUGGUCAGAUCCAUGCCUUGUGUUUGCGUUCAGGACUUUGAUGGGUGAUAUUCCUGUUCAUAAUGACACUUUAGCAUAUCGAUCUUCAGCUUAUGAUGGAAAUAGAAACUACUUCAUUCCACCUCAGAACUUGAAUAAAGGGGCCACAACCAACUGGUCCUCUUUGGCUUAUGAUGGUAACAGAAACCAAAUGCAAGUCAAUCAUGUUGGUCUGUCAAUGCCAAGGCCAUCAGAUAAGUUCUGCGGCAGUGGUUGGUUCCCUCCCCAGUGAAUUCCAUCCGGGCGAAUAUCGGAAUAUGCAACAAAGUUCUUACCUCGCUGCCAUCUCAUAUCCUAAUUGUAGUCUUCUUAGCACUAUGUGAGGGAUCUCGACAAGGAUGCCACGUUGGAAUCAAGGCUGCAGCUUGUAACUGUGUAGAGGAUCCAUCACUAAUAAAAGUAAUAUGGCUGUCGCAUGCUUUUCUUGCUCUCAUGGGAUCAGUCUAAUUCACAGAUAAAAGCAAUCGACACUUUCUUUUGUUUGUAUUAUUGUAGCCUUCACUUGUAUCGUUAGAGCAGACUAGAUAUGCUCAUAGUACUAAUACCCCUCCCUGAAUUUGUGGUUGGGGUUGUAAUCUGUCUGAGACCAGCAACUCCAGUGUAUAACUUUUGAUGUGCAUUGCAGCAUUGGACUCAGUUCACGUGGAUUUGGCUCC